Molecule: messenger RNA, 3038 nt
Organism: Coregonus sp. 'balchen'
Lineage: Eukaryota; Metazoa; Chordata; Actinopteri; Salmoniformes; Salmonidae
Source: the annotation of a GenBank genome assembly
GGGCACUACUGAGAAUUUAACGUUGGUGUAUGUCAAAUUCUGAAUUACAACCAACACAGCAGCCAGUGUCAACAAUGGACCUUCAUCGAGCUAGUAUCCUCAACCACAUGGAUUAUAACACUGAUGGUCGACAUUCUAAGGAUAGGAAAGUGCAAUCUAUCAACGAAGAGCGGCUGGACAGCGGCCUUGACUCUCUCAAAGACGAGGAAUAUGAAGUUGUCGCCAGUGAGCUCGAGCGUCUUCGUGUGGAUUGUCCCCCACCGCAGAGAGACGAAUGCGGCAAUGAACCCUGGAAGGAACAAGUUUUAGAGGACGGAGACACGUAUGUUGAGAAACUAUAAUAAAAUCAAUGGACAUUCAAGUUGUUUCCAUAUCAGAAGUUAGUUACAUGAAAUCGACUUUAAAAAAAUGUUUUUUUGUUAUUUCUAGGUUAUACAAUAAGCUUAUUUUUGUAGUCGAGUAAUUAUAGCGCAAUUGUGGUUGUCUUCCUGUGUGCAAAAGUUACGUUUGCGUUUGCAUGCAAAGUAGCUUCUAAACAAUGCACAAGGAAGGUAUUGGCCUUAGUGGGCUUUACGAAAACAAACCUUUCAGAACGGAAUGUACUAUGGCCAGGGGUCAAAGAAGGCGGCGCUCACACUUUGCCAGCUGGGAAAGUCCCGGGCCUCGUGCCAGAAACCUGAUAAAACUGCAACGUGCGCAAGUGCGUCAAGCAACCACUAGUAGAAAUAGAUUGAGGGAAGGGUGUGACGCCUGUUUUAAGUGCUGCCUGUUUUAAUCGUUAUAUAUGUCGUAUUCAUGAGUCAUCUGAGCAGUUAAUAAUUCCCCAUUUUUUUUUCUAUGCAGGCUUCUCCACCUUGCCAUUAUACAUGAAGCCAAGGACUGUGCAAGGAAGUUGAUCGAGCUGUCAUGCAAUGAGCCUUUCCUCAAUCAACAGAACUACCAGAGACAGGUAAAUACAGCUAAAACCUGCACAAUUACAGUAAUGCAUAAAUAGAAUACAAGGUGUGUAUGAAAAAUGUAUGCACUCACUAACUGUAAGUCGCUCUGGAUAAGAGCGUCUGCUAAAUGACUAAACAUGUAAAAUGUGUGUGUUUGUGUGAGAGAGAUCGAGAGAGGGUCGAGCGAGAGACUCAUAUAUGUUUUUACAUUUUAGUCAUUUAGCAGACGCUCUUAUCCAGGGCGACUUACAGUUAGUGAGUGCAUUCAAUGUAUUUUUUUUUUCAUACUGGCCCCAGUUCCUAACCAUACCUGUCCUGCUCCCCUAUACAGACUCCUCUCCAUCUGGCUGUGAUCACAGAGCAGGCUGAGAUAGUGGAGCGUCUGCUGAAGGCUGGCUGUGACCCCAUGCUAGUGGACGACAGUGGCAAUACAGCCCUCCACAUUGCAUGUAGGAGGGGCUCGCUCACCUGCUUCAGUGUCCUCACCCAGACCCAGGGCUGCUCUACCCAGCUCCCAGCCAUCAUGGCCACGCCAAACUACAGUGGUAAGACACUGAAACAUUUCUAGUUUAUUUUCUGUUACUUGUUUCAGCUGGUGGGGAACCUGUGGCCAUACUGGAACUAAGCAAUUACAAAAAUAAUGUGUAACAACAAUGUUACUGUAGUAAUUACACAGGUAUAAGAGCAACUUAAUGUAAAGUAUUACCCUGUUCUCUGACCAUUGGUCUUCCUCUGCUCUCUGUUUCAGGUCAGAACUGUUUGCAUCUGGUCUCUAUCCAUGGCUUUCUCUCGCUAGUGGAGAGCCUUGUUGCUCUAGGAGCUGACAUCGAUGCACAGGUAGGCUAUGCAGCAAGUUAGCCUUUUUUCAACCCCACCCUCACAAUAGUCCAUUUGAUUAUGUCAUUCACAUUUCCUAAAAAGCACCCAAAUGCUGUGUAUUUCCCAUUAACUUAUUUGGCAUUGUUUGUCCCUUGGAUUCCAGGAGCAGUGUAAUGGCCGCAGCCCUCUCCACCUGGCUGUGGACCUACAGAACCUGGACUUGGUACGGCUCCUGGUCAGUAACGGGGCUAACGUCAACAGCCUGACCUAUGGAGGUCACACGCCGUACCACCUGACCUACGGACGCCAGAACGCCGCCAUCCAAAGGGAACUGUAUGAGCUGACGGCUCAGGAGCUGAGAGAACUGCCAGACAGCGAGUCUGAAGACAGUGAGGAAGAGGGACAGUCUGAUGAGGAAGAGGUGAGUGUGACUGAACUGAUGUGAGUGUAUGUGAGGCAUCUCUACUGUGUGUGAUUGCUUAUGUAGUGUAGGGUUUUUCCAUAUCGUUUUGUAGUGAAACAGCUGUGAAAACAGUUCAGCAUAUCUAGCUGUAUGUCAUGAGUGAACCUAGCAGAUUCGAUGUUUUAGAUAGUCAUAAGUUAACUUUGGCUCUAAUCCACCUUCUCCUUUCCUUUCGCAGGUAACAUGUUGGUAUGAUGACAUUCAAUGGAAUGGGCACAAGUAGGAAGUAGACCAAAGAACCUGUAGAGAACGGUAGUACAGACAGAGAGAACCUCUCCUGCCCACAGGCUCUAGCAAUGGUACAGUGGCAUGCCCAGCAGUGGUGCCAACCUCAGAGGUAGAGGAUGGCAAAAGGCUGGGGUACAACACCCCAGGACUGACGACGUGAUGAUGGACAGUGUGAACCAAUGAGAAGAUGACAAAUAUACAAAAUGGAUGCCAAUAAAUAAUGGUCUUUAUGGCUCUAUGAAAGAUACUCAUUAUCACAAAGCAAACAUCCAACCAAUGAUGUAAUAGCAUCUGCAUGUAUUAUAUUGUAAAUGGCUGUGAAUACAAAUACAUAUUUUUUUUUAUAACUAACUGUAAAUGUAUAAAGUUUGACAUUACUGUAAAUGCUUUCCAUUGCUUGUGGAAAGGUAAAGCAAGCCACACACUCCAGUAAAUUAAAACAUGACAUUUAACUUUGCCUUGAUUUCUGGUGUUUUUCCAUCAGUGUUGGAGAUAGUGAUGAAAAAAUGUGCUUUUUUUUCUCCAUUACUUGAAAGUACAGGCAACAUGCCCAAUGGACUAUUUGGAAAGUGACCAUAUAUCUCUGAGAC